AUGGACCUCGUACUCCACCUCGCAGACGAAUACUUUCUCGACGCCGUCUACGCGCGCUUAGUGCCCGCUUCGGCCUUUGUCGGAGAUGCGUUCAGCGCCAACGCGACUCGCGCCCUGCCCUUCGCAAUGUCUGGGCUAUCAAAAUGGGAGAACGUCGUAUCAUAUCUGCCGCACCCACCGUUGUCUGAUGUGCUGGGUUCCAAUAUCUCUGCCGCCGCAACCUACGCCGCACCCAUGGCAUCUGCAUGGCCUCGAGACUACAUUCCUCGGCAGCUCAUCUCGCUUACCGGUCUUACCCUCACCGGCGUCCACCUGCUCUACUUCAUCUUCGCCAGCCUGUCGUACUACUUUAUCUUCAACCACGACAUGAUGAAGCACCCUCGCUUCCUCAAGAACCAAGUCCGCCUGGAGAUCGAGAGCUCAUUGCGCGCAUUCCCGCUCAUGAUGCUGCUCACUCUGCCUUGGUUCCAAGCUGAGGUCAUGGGAUAUUCGAAGUUGUAUGACGACCCGGCAGAAUACGGCUACACGUACUUGGUGUUCUCUUCCCUCUUGUUCCUGCUCUUUACCGACUACAUGGUGUAUUGGAUUCACCGGCUGGAGCACCAUCCUUCAGUGUACAAGUACAUCCACAAGCCGCACCACAAAUGGCUUAUCCCUACGCCGUACUCCGCUUACGCGUUCCACCCACUUGACGGCUAUGUGCAGUCCUUGCCGUAUCACAUCUUCAUCUUCUUGCUUCCGCUGCAUCGCUGGUUGUACCUCGGCCUCUUCGUCUUCGUCAACUUCUGGACGAUCCUCAUUCAUGACUCCGAUAUGAUUACCGGACAUCCCUUAGAAACUGUGAUCAAUGGGCCAGCACAUCAUACGCUGCAUCACCUGUACUUUACUGUAAAUUAUGGCCAAUACUUCACCUGGGCGGACAAGUGGGGCGGCUCGUACCGUCAACCCGAUGCUGCGCUGGACCCCAUGAACGACGUCUUGAAGGUCAAGGCCAAGGAGGGCAAGCAAGAGUAG
Messenger RNA from Peniophora sp. CBMAI 1063, 1014 nucleotides. NCBI's taxonomy places the organism in Eukaryota, Fungi, Basidiomycota, Agaricomycetes, Russulales, Peniophoraceae. The record is from the annotation of a GenBank genome assembly.